AUGGAACUUUAUCGAACAGAAGGAGAUUCUUAUGAUACAUUAAGUAACGAACAGCUUCCUAAUUUUGAUUAUAAGAAAUCUGAUAAAUAUAGAAAGAAUGCUGAAGUGGAAAAUCCUGAUGAUUAUAUUGAACCUUACUUUUUCGAUCCAUCCAUUCCAAUUAACAUAAAUAAGGAUCUAUAUAUCUCUGAGCCACAUAUCCCAAAUGCUAAAAUGAAUGUUAUUAUUAAUAAAUGCAAAGAGGCACAAGAAAUGCAACAAGAGAUACCUCCAGAUACAAAUCCACAAAGUAUUUCAUAUUGGGACUAA
Molecule: messenger RNA, 309 nt
Organism: Trichomonas vaginalis G3
Lineage: Eukaryota; Parabasalia; Trichomonadida; Trichomonadidae
Exons: 1
Coding region: 1-309 (102 amino acids)
Source: RefSeq, a predicted model, not a curated record